UUGCCUUGCCUCGCCUUGCUUUGCCUGCAUUCGUUUUUUCGCCCGCUUUUUUGUUGCCUUUUGUUUGUGUGAACUGGAUUGGUGCGAGCGACAAUGGCUGACGGAGAUGAGGAUGCAGGCUGGGGCUUUGUGGUGGCUCACCACGACUUCCCAGCGCAGGAAAAGGGGGAUCUCAAGCUCACUCAAGGAGAUGUUGUGCGUGUGCUCCAAGCCACCAAUGACGAAUGGCUGGAAGGUGUGCUCGGAGACAACCAAGGCAUAUUCCCGCUCAACUUUGUGAACCGCACCGAUCCACCCAACAACGGCCGGGCAGAGGCAACUGAAUCCCACACGGCAGCUGCAGCCAGCUCAGACCUCUCCUUCAGAGCAGGCGAUACAAUCGACCUCCUACAACGGCCAAGCGCCACACAUUAUCGUGGCAGACUCCAUAGCAAGGAGGGGCUGGUUCCCACAAGCAAGAUUCGCGUGACAACUGCACUCGUCCCGUACGCCAUUGCAUCCUUCGAUUUCGACGAGGGGCAGGCGGGGGACUUGGAGCUGCGCAUUGGUGACAAUAUUGUGCUGCUCAAGCAAGUCAAUGAUGAAUGGCUGCAAGGCUACUCGCGCCGCACACACAAGAAAGGGAUGUUCCCUGCCGCCUUCGUGGACGUGAAGGUCACUCUCGAUGAAGCCUCUGUGAUGCAUGUAAAGACGGCACCGCCGCCCGCGCGCAAAGCGUCGCUCGGCAAGCACCCUGCUCCAUCCAAACCCCCGCCACCUGCCACGACGCCACCGGCAAGGUCGUUGCCGCCGCCAAGAAAGAGCCCAAAGGCGACGCAGAGGCGGCAGUCCAGCACGAAGACCAGCCCGUCGUCGUCCCGGCCAAAGGGCGCGGCGGUGGCGCUGUACGACUACACCAGCACCGAGCAGGGCGACCUGCAGUUCCACGCGCACGACGAAAUUGUGCUGCUCAAGCAAGUCAACCCAGAGUGGUACGAAGGCUUUGUCAGGACUCAGCCCGCGGUAAAGGGCAUUUUUCCCGCCAACUUUGUUCAUGUGACCAAGGAGAUACCGCCCUCACCUGCGCCGUCGCCGCAGCAAGCACGCGCGCCCGCACCUGCUGCCAAGGCAAAGCCGCCCCCGCCCAAGCCACAGCCACAACCACAGCCCAGGCAGUCAGCAGCGCCCCCUGCGAAGCCAUAUGCGCCACCCCCAAAGCGCGCGUCUGCCACGCCGUCGAGCACCUCAGCCCAGGCGCCAACAGCAACUGCCAGCACCACCACAGCCACCCCGGCGCCGAAACCCAAGCCCAUCCCAAAGCCAAAGGCGAAGCCAAAGCCAACCCCAAAGCCACCGCCACCUGCACCAGCCGCUAAGACGGCGGCACCACCACCAGCAACGGCAGUAACCACCGCCCGCACAACCACCACCACCACCACUGCACCAGCCGCACCAGCUGCACCAGCAAUGUCAGCAGCAGCAACAGCAGAGCAGGAGAGGAGGAAGCCUUCCCCGCGUCCACCGCCAUCAUCCAACCACCCGCGACACGGGUCGCCAGACCUCAAACCAAUGCGCGCUGCGCCGACUCCCACGCGAAAUGCACCCCGCCCGCCACAGGCAACGGCUGCACCAGCAAAGAAGGCUGUGCCGUCUGUCUGCAGGCCACCAGGGGCUGUACCGCUGCGCCGGGCACCGUCGACGCGUCCCGCAGCAGAAACCGUGCAGCAACGCAGGCUCUCCAUGGGCAAACCAGAAAAGCCGCAGACGAAGCCAAGGCAGACCCAUACACAGGCGCCAGCCAAGCCAGCGCCACGGCCGCGCCCACAGCCCAAGCCGCGGGCAGAACGACCCGUUCGUCCGCGCAGCAGAGUCCUUUCCAUGUCCAUCCAGGAUCAAUCGGCAAAGCAACUCUCGUCCGUUCACGAGGAGCCAGAAGAGACACUUGAGGAGCAGAUUGCGCGGCUGGAGGCAUUGCAUGACGAGGCCCUGGAUCGUGAGAUUGGCUUUGAAACCCUUCUGUCUGUGAUGACGGAUUUGGAUGACGAUCAGCGACAGGAGAAGGAAGAGCAGCUUGAAGCCGCGCGAAGAGAGGUCGCUGAUCUGGAGGAACAACUUAACACCCUCUACGCCCAGCGCGGGGACGUGAACGAAGAAGAAAGCGACAUGAGCCUGUCCGAAUCGCAAAUCUUGCCAAAUGGACGUGACCUUGGCAGCGUUAAGCAGGCCAUCAGCGAACUUAACGCCCGCAUCGAGGAGCUUGAACAGGAGCUGGCUGACGAGAAGAAGCAGGCCAAGGCAGCGCAGAAGCUUGCUGACCUGGCGUCCCUUGAUACGGCAACGGCGAAGAUGGACGUGUCGCAGGUGCAGGCCGAGGCGCAGCGCCACCAGCAGCUCAUCCAAACAAAGGAGCUCUUCAUCUCCAGUCUUCAGGCAGAGCGAGAAGGGCUCAUCGCUCAGAUCCCUGAGCAUCUUCGCCAACGCGAUUCGAUGCUUGUGCGCGAAGUUGAGAUGCUUGAGCAGGUGGCGGCGACGGAGGCCGAGCAGCACGAGCUGCAGGAGAAGAAGGCAAAGAAGCGCGCAAACGUGUCGAAGGAACUCGUGGAAACAGAGGAGGAAUACCUGGACAACCUUCUCCUCUGCAAACAAGCGUAUCUGGAUCCAGCCACGGGCCUGCCGUCGAAGACCGGCUUUGAUGUUGCCAUUCUAUUUGGAAACCUGGAAGAGGUUAUUGACGUUGUGCAGGCGUUUUGCCUCCGCCUCAAGCGCGAACACGAGAAGCCCGUCGAACAACAGGAGUUUGGCCGCGCCUUUUGGUAUGUGGGUGCUGAGUUCUUGACGUUAAUGGACGGGGACCAUCAUGGCCGUAUGACACACGACACUGGCGACUUGACGCCUCAAGACACCGUGCCAGAGGCAAUAGGCAUGGCGGUAGUUGUAUGGACGUUUGAGGCUGAAAGCGAAAUUGAGGUUUCGUGUGAUGAGAACGAGGAAGUCGAAGUCUUGAGUUACGAGGAUCCAGAUGGCAACUCGGAAUGGGUCUUGAUUCGUCGUUCCACUGGCGAAGAAGGAUAUGUUGCCGCCAACUUUCUUCAGUUCGAUAGCUAAACUUUUCCGCAUGUGUGUGAGUGGGUGUCUGUGUGUGUCUUUCUCUUCGUCUCUGCCUCUAUGUGUGUGUGUGUGUGUGUGUUCUGGGCCCUGGUGGGAGACUCUCACCCCGCGUGUUUGAGAGGCAAUUCAGUAAAGGCAGUUUGACGCGUG
Molecule: messenger RNA, 3237 nt
Organism: Salpingoeca rosetta
Lineage: Eukaryota; Choanoflagellata; Craspedida; Salpingoecidae
Exons: 17
Coding region: 94-3084 (996 amino acids)
Molecular function (GO): guanyl-nucleotide exchange factor activity; protein binding
Source: RefSeq, a predicted model, not a curated record